UGCGCGGGGUGCGGGCCGCCGUCUGGACACUCCGCGGGAGCGCGGCCCGGCGGCCUCGCCCGGGAGAGGGCCCCGCGCCUCCCCAGCCCGCCGGGCUCUUGGCGGAGGACGGAGCGGGCUUCCUCAGGCCAGGGAAAGGAGAGAGUAUGAAAGCCUAUCUAAAGAGCGCAGAAGGCUUUUUUGUCCUGAAUAAAAGUACUACAAUUGGAAGGCAUGAAGACUCAGACCUUGUUUUAGAGUCCGCUGACAUCGACAACCAUCAUGCGCUCAUUGAAUACAACGAGGCCGACGGCAGCUUCGUUCUCCAGGACUUCAAUUCCCGCAACGGCACCUUUGUCAACGAGUGCCACAUUCAGAAUGUGGCUGUGAAGCUGUUACCCGGAGACGUCCUGAGGUUUGGGUCUGGAGGGCUGACCUACGAACUGGUCAUUGAAAAUCCAUCCCCGGUCUCCUUCCCAUGGGUGAGGGGCCCAGCACCUUGGGUAAGGCCACAGUCACCUCACCCGAACCAGACACCCUCGCCGCCACAGAUGCCCUUCCACCCAGGCAUCCAGCCCACGGCAGUGCAGAAGAGCUGGUCCCAGGGAUUCCCCAGACCCACCCUAGUCACACCUGCCUCCCACAAGCGGCCUGUGAGCGCCAGCGGAAAGAUAUUCUCCUUCGGGGUGGAUACCACCCACCGGUCCCCCAUCAUCAAGCAAGUGUGGACCAACGCCGUGGAAGUGUCAGAACAGCCAGUGGCCAAGGGAAUUCCCGGAGCAGGACCUUCCAGGGAGAUUUAUGUGGACCAGGACCUGGCCCAGCAGGAUAAGGAUGAAAUAAUUCUGCUGCUGGGAAAAGAAGUCAGCCGCCUCUCGGAUUUUGAACUUGAAUCUAAGUACAAGGACGCCGUGAUCGCAAACCUGCAGAACGAAGUGGCCAGCCUGAGUCACAAGCUGGCGGAGACCACCCCCUCCAGCCAGAGUGAGAGGGUGAUGUCGCAGAAGUUUCAGGGGCUGGACGAAGACAUCGAUGCCAAACAGAGAGAGAUCCAGGCCUUGAAAAGCCAGGUCAGUGAGCUACAGAAAGGCUACAGCCAGGUGCUGUGCCAGACCCUUUCGGAGAGGAACUCGGAAAUCACAUCCCUGAAGAAUGAGGGUGAGAACCUGAGAAAGGACAACGCCAUCACGUCAGGGAUGGUGUCAUCUUUGAAAAAAGACAUGUUAGCAAAGGACGAGCAAGUUCAACAACUCAGACAGGAAGUGAACCAACUAAGAAGUGAGAACAAAGAAAAAGGCUGCCAGCUUGAAGCCCUCAGCUCCAGAUGCUCAGUACUGCAAGAGGAGUUAAAAAAGGGAGAAGCUCAGAAGGAGCAUCGGGAAGCCCAAGAGAAAGAGUUAAAACUCUGCAAAUCCCAAAUCCAAGACCUGGAGAAGGAAAUAAAGAAGCUCAGGGAGGAGCUGAAGAAGAGUAGUGCUGAGCAGAGCAUGAUCUCCAAGACACUUCGAGAAAAGAGCAAGGUUGAAGAGAAGCUUCAGGAGGAUUCCAGAAGGAAAUUGCUUCAGCUACAAGAAAUGGGGAACAGAGAGAACCUCAUUAGAGUCAAUUUGGAAAGGGCGGUAGGUCAGCUGGAACAUUUCAGGAGUCAAGUCAUCAGGGCCACCUACGGAGGAGUGAAGCCGCACCUGGACAAACCUGUCACCGAUCAACAGUUAAUAGAGAAGAUCACUCAGGUCACCGAGGACAACAUCCACUUUCAGCAGAAAAAAUGGACCCUGCAGAAGGAGACUCAGCUCAGUAAUUCCAAACAGGAGGAAAUCACAGAGAACAUUGAGAAGCUGAAGAUGUCUCUAGACAGCUGCCAGGCUUGCAUGAAAAUGUCUUGCUGUAGCGAUGACCUGAAGAAGGAGAUCGAACUUCUUCAGUACCUUCCGGUGAGCCCACCUGUUUCCGGGCUCCAGAAGGUGGCGCUGGACAUCCUGCGUCUGUCGCAGUCCUGGUUGGAGGCAACUGAGCAUGUCCUCCGGGACGUCGGGAUCCAGUUAUCCAGCUCUGACAAAGGAUUGUAUUUGUACCUGAAAUAUCUUCUGGAACAUUACCAAAAAAUUACAAGCCAGACCCAGGAACUUCAGACAAAGAUCAACAGUUCUCAGGAAACUCAGCAGUCUUUGCUACAAGAAAAGCUGCGGGAGCACCGGGCAGAGAAGGAGAAGCUGAACGAGGAAAGGCUACAGCAAGAGGAGAAGCUAAAAGCCAAAGUCAAGUGGCUGCUGGAAGAGAAGGCGGCUUUGGAGGAGAGCUUUACUCAAGAGAAAAACAGAGCAAAAGAAGCAUUAGAGGAAGAACAGAAGAGAGUGCAAGAGCUGGAGAACCGCCUAACCCGCCACAAGAAGGCUUUGGAGGAGAGCUUUACUCAAGAGACAACCAGAGUCAAGGAAGCAUUAGAGAAAGAACACAUCAGAGUUCGAGAGCUGGAGACUUGCCUGACCCGCCAGAAGGAGGUUUUGGAGAGCAGCAUGGCCUAUGAGAAAAGGAAAGCAAAGGAAGCCUUAGAGACAGAAAAGAGAAAAGUUCAAGAUCUGGAGAACCACUUAACCCAACAAAAAGAGAUUUCAGAGAGCAGCAUCACCUACGAGAAACACAAAGCGAAGGAGGCCAUCGAGAAGGAAAAGAAAAAGGUGCAAGAUCUGGAGAACCACAUAACCAAGCAGAAAGAGGAAAUAGAUUUAAAAGUGCAAAAGGAAGAUGUUUUAAAUAAUAAAUUAAAGGACGCACUGGCCAUGGUAGAAGAGACUCAAAAAACAAAGACGACUGAGAGUCUGAAAGCAGAGAGCCUCACCACAAAAUUAAAUGAAACAUUAACUGAACUGGAAACUGCCAAGACAAAAAUGAUCAUGAUGGAGGGGCGGAUGCAGCUGCAACAGCAGACUGUAAAGGCCCUCCAAGAAGAACAGAAAUCAGAGAAACACAGAUUUGAAGAAGAAAUCCUGGAAUACAAGGAGCAAAUCAAACAGCACUCCCAGACGAUCGUGAGUCUAGAAAAAAGACUCCAAAAAGUGACUGAGCACCAUAAAAAAAUAGAAGGAGAGAUCGCAACUCUGAAGAACAGUGACUCAGCCCAGGAGAAGGAAAUACAGCAGAACCCUCCCCCAGUGCCACCGUUGGAGAGCAGUGCCAAAGAUGCCCAGUGUGAGCUAUUGAUAGAGGAUUUAUUGAGUGCGCAGAAGGAAAUCCUAUCUCAGCAGGAGGUCAUCGUGAGCUUGAGGAAAAACCUUAUGGAAGCUCGUGGCCGAAUGUCAGAUUUGAGAGGGGAGCUUAAUGAGAAGCAGAAGAUGGAACUGGAGAAGAACGUGGCACUGGUCCAACAGCAAAACAAGGAACUGAGUGUGCUCAAGGAAAAUAUGGCGCAGAUGACCAGCCUGGUCAAGAAGAAGGACAGGGAGCUGGAGGUCCUCAAGGAGGCACUCAGGGCCUCCCAAGAGACACACAGACUUCAGCUACACAAGGAGAAGGAGCAGAAGCCCAGGAGUCCGACCCAGAUGUGUGACAUCUCAGUGCAGAUAGAACCAAUGCACACCGAUGUUUUCCUGAGCAGCCAAGAGGAGCAGUCCUUCAGUGAUCUGGGGGCCAAGUGCAAAGGGUCCCGACACGAGGAAAUCAUUCAGCGUCAGAAAAAGGCCUUGUCUGAACUCCGUGUGCGAAUUAAAGAACUCGAGAAGGCCCACUCGUCAGAUCAGAAGGAGCCCCUGAAUGAAUCAUUUCUAGACUUAAAGACUAUCAGAAUGGAAAAAAAUGUCCAGAAAAUAUUGAACGCAAAACCUGAUUUGCCAGCUUUCUCAAGAAUAGAGAUCCAAGUGCCUCAUGGUGGCCUUGCCAACUCAGGCCCCAUCCUAGCCACCGAGAAACCAGGGAAAAUGGACGUGGCUGAGGCUUUGGAGCUCAGUGAAAAGCUGUACAUGGAUUUGAGCAAGACGCUCGGGAGUCUGAUGAACAUCAAAGACAUGGCAGGUCACGUGUCCAUGAAAUACCUCUCCCCCAAAGAGAGGGAGAAAGUCAACCAGCUGCGACAAAGGGACCUCGAACUGGUGUUUGAUAAGAUCACCCAACUCAAGAACCGGCUGGAGAGGAAAGAGGAGCUCUUGAGAGGCUACGAAAAGGACAUGGAACAGCUCAGGCAGAGCAGAGUCUCCAUGCAGAUGUACCAGUCGCAGGUGGCCAGGCUGGAGGACAGCAUCUACAAGGAGGUGGAAGAGAAGGCGCUGCUGAAGGAGGCGCUGGAGCGCACGGAGCUCCAGCUGCGCCAGGAGAAGCGGCUCCACAGGACGGCCAGGCAGCAGAAGGAACGUUUAGAGGAUUCCGAACAGAGAAAUGCAAAAGAAUCAACACCUUGCAACUGUUCCUUCAAAGAGAAAGAGAGGCAGAGACGAAUGUUUGUAGAGACGGUGAAGAACAAGAUGCAGAACUCAAAUUUCCAGGUUGGAGCCAGAAAAGCCACCCCAAAGAUGGACCGAGAAAGAGAGACGGUGAAGAGAGACUCUUCCAGCAAAUCCAGCCAGAGUCUUCUGUUCUCUAAGGCUGGUGGAAGCAGCUAGAAAUGUCAUCCCACCCGGCCUUGCGUGAUCCUCCGUGAGUCAGUGUGACUCUUCUGUGUCAAAAUACUAAGAUGCUUUUACAGGACUUUAAAGGUUGUUCCCCUAGUGUGUUGUUUCCUAGACACAUUUUGCACAAUGCUGUACUUUGGGGUGUGUGAAGAGGGCCUCUUUUUUAAAAUACCUAUGAAUGUAUAUAUACUCAGGCAUAUGAAGAAUAUGGGUUUGAAACUCAGACUCCUAGGCCUGAUAGGUACAAUUAUGUAGUUCCACGUUUGAGUCGUGACAUACUCAUCACACAACUAAGGAGUGCCAAGAAAUCCAUAGUUAAGAAAACCCAAGACUGAGACUGGGGCCAUGGUAUCAUGCAUUUACAUCUGAGUUUAUUGUAAUAAAUUUAGAAUGCCAAUCCAUUUUAUCGCUUCCAUAGUAGAGACUAAUAUUUAUGUGGCACUCUGCAGUUCUCAUCUAAUCCUCCCCUAAACCCUGGGAGGUACAUAGUAUUUUGUUCCCCAUUUAACAGAUGAGGAUGCUGAAGCCCAGAGAAGUUAAGUGGAUUGUCUAAAAUCACACAGCUGAUAAAUUCAAGAGUCGAGACUGGAACCCAGGUUUCUAGUUCCGUCUCGUCCUUCCCGUUCUGCUGCACCAAGAUGGCCCAGGCCAUAAGGACAGACCAAGUACCCAGUCACCAAAGAGGACACACUGCCCAGGCGGACACACUCCUUUUUUGUUGUGUGUGGAGGGACCCUCAUUUUCCUUGGUCCACUCUCUGCUUGUCUCAUAUCCUGCCCUUUCUCCAACCAUCCAUCCUCUCACUGCCUCUUUUGUGUGGCCAGGACUGCCAGACAAAAUGGGAGGAGGGGCCAAAAGUCAUGAAUAUAAUUUUUUUAUUUUUAAAAGCCACAAUAAAAUAUUUUGAUAUUUCAAAACCAAAUACAUUCCUUGUACUGAUUAAAACUAAAAGGAAAUGGGAACAUUUCUUUGUGUGAUAUUCCACUGAAGGUACGUUUAUACAGGAUUAGGAUCUAACGUCAGUGAGAAAGGUGAACAUACCUUAUUUGAAAAAUACUCUUGAAAAUUCUGGAAGUUUUCCAUAAUUUCCAUUACUUAUAUUGUACCAUAUCCCAAAAGUCCAAGAUAGCAAGUUUUUCUCCAGCACCAGAAAAGAUUACUUGGUUAGGCAGUAGUUCAAGCAGCUGGUUCAUGUUUGGGAGCCAAAUUGUAUGGGGGGAAAAUAUGUUGUUUAUUGGUUGAACGUGUAUAUUUGAAUUUGCAUAAGUUAGAUGCAAUGCCUGUUGCAUCCAUUGCCUAUUGCAAUGCCUAAUGCUCCAUUGUAUUUUAGGUCUUUCAAAGGACAUAUUAAUUUUGAUCAUAUGAACAUUACAACCCAUGAUGGCAAUUUCUUUUUAUCACUUCUUGAACUAGUUUUUUGGGUGUCUCCUCUGCCACACACCCCUUUCCCUGAGAAUGCACCACCCCCCUAAUCAGGUUUGCCCUACCUAAUGCUUCUCUCUUGACCACAGCUGGUUGGCUGAGCCGUAGAUACCCUACCCAAGCCAGACCAAUCACAUUCCUCUUCUAACUCGAGCUGGGCCAAUCAGCAUCUCUGUCUUUGAUGUUUGAAAGUGGGACUCUGGGAUGACACACAAGUCGUUAGUGGUGCUGGAGCUGAGUCUUGAUGCAGUUCCAGGGCUGGGGUGGCCAUUUCCCCUCUUGUGUUUGAAGAUGCAAAGCCAGUCUUCAGAGAGAAAAGGCUGGGGUAGACAUGCAACCAGGAGAGACAAAAAACCCAGACCCCCAGAGAUACAGUGGAGCAGAUAUCACAAGCCCCUUAGUCGUCGCCUCCCUGUACUGUGUAAGCUGAAGGCUAAACACCUGGUUUCCCUUGCAGCUAGAGCUGGCCAUGUUAUUCCGUUCUGGCCAAUGACAUUGGGGAGGGCUUCUCUUCUGGAAUAAAAGGCAAGUCUUCACUAGGAGCGAGCUUUUUGCUCUUCGUCCCUUUGCCUUAGCUGCUCUUCGUCUCCUGGAGCUUAGCCUUGGAGCUGGAUCAGCCACCUUGGGGAUCAUCAGGCAACAUGCAAGAGGCAGAAGCCCACCUCCAAGGACAAUGGAGCGGAAAGAUGACAAGGGCCUGGGGCAGCAUCCCUGUCCUCUGUGUCAUGCCUGAACUGCCUACCUCUGUACUUCCUGUU
This is a messenger RNA of Rhinolophus ferrumequinum (greater horseshoe bat), 6760 nucleotides long. It is a transcript of the gene FHAD1, whose product is annotated as forkhead associated phosphopeptide binding domain 1. The record is from RefSeq and is a predicted model, not a curated record. NCBI's taxonomy places the organism in Eukaryota, Metazoa, Chordata, Mammalia, Chiroptera, Rhinolophidae. Gene Ontology annotation, molecular function: protein binding. The transcript has 34 exons. The coding region runs from base 147 to 4571 and encodes 1474 amino acids.